This is a messenger RNA of Moneuplotes crassus, 1461 nucleotides long. The record is from the annotation of a GenBank genome assembly. Lineage: Eukaryota; Ciliophora; Spirotrichea; Euplotida; Euplotidae.
UAACCAAUUCUAGAAAUGGAGGAUUUUGAAAUGGAAGCAAGCUUAAUUUCACAUGAAAGAGGAGUUGACAAACUCUACUUUUGAACACUUGUCUUCGUUUCGGCAAUUGGAGGGUUCUUGUUUGGGUACGAUACCAGUGUCAUUGCUGGUGCAAAUCUUUAUUUUGAUAAUGAAUUUCCUGAUAUUAGCAACUUCCAGAAAGAAUUAAUCGUUUCAAUGGCUCUUGUAGGUGCAGCUAUUGGAUCUAUUUUUGGAGGCCCCAUUGCUGACAAAUACGGUAGAAAGCCUACCAUUAUUAUCGCAGACAUCAUGUUCACAGUGGGUUGUCUCUUAAUGGCAUUUACUCCUAAUAUCUUCUGGCUGAUCUUUGGGAGGUUUGUUGUAGGCAUAGGAAUCGGAGUGGCUGCCAUGGUGGUUCCAGUGUACUUGGCUGAGAUUUCACCAAAACAUAUCAGAGGCGUGAUCGUCAACUUCAAUGUGAUCAUGAUAACGAGCGCACAGUUCAUUUCACUGGUGAUAUGUCUUUGACUAGGAGAUAAAUGGAGGUGGAUGCUCGGACUCGCAGCUGUUCCUUCUGCACUUCAACUGGCUGGGAUGCUGUGAAUGCAUGAAACUCCGAAGUGGCUAUACAAGACUCAUCAGGAAGAAAAGGCAAACAAAGUGCUUUGCUCAAUUUAUAAUGCCCCAGCUUCAUCUUUGAGUGAUAUCGUUGAUGAGCAAAAGACUGAAGCUUUGAGAGUUGAUGGAGAAACCGACCAAGGAUAUUUUGAUAAUCUAUGUUCUUUGAUUUAUGAAUACCGUCCAUGAAUCAUAGCUGGGUGUGGGCUUCAAAUGAUCCAACAAUUGUGUGGAAUUAACACAGCAAUGUACUACGGUCCAGAAAUAAUGCAAGUCGCUGGGUUUGGAAACAGCAACAACAAAAGCCAGUCCUUGAUCAGCACACUUCCUCUCGCUGGAAUGAACGCUCUAGGUAGCUUCAUUGCGCUGAUGUUUAUUGAUAGAUUCGGAAGAAGAUGGAUUAUGCUUAGAUCGCUUCCAUUGAUUGGAUUUUUCAUGGGAGUCAUUGGGCUCGGGAUGGGGCUCAGGAAUCAUACUGAUCCAGAUCAAACUGGACUCCAAGAAGUAGGAAAGUGGUGUGCUGCUGGAGGGCUUUUCUUUUACUUAGCAGCUUUUUCUAUCGGGAUGGGCCCAACCCCUUGGACAGUUAACUCUGAGGUCUAUCCUCUUCAUCUAAGAGGGAUGGGAAACAGUAUGGCAACCACCACAAAUUGGGCUGUUAACUUCCUUGUUUCAAUUAGUUUUUUAAGCUUGAUCAAGGAUGUUCCAUUUGGAGAUAUUAUUGCUUUUCUGUUGAUAUUUGUGUUUUCUCUGCUUGGAGUUGUAUUUGUCUAUUUCAAGAUUCCUGAAACCAAAGGAUUAUCUUUAAAUGAUGUAUUAUCUCUAUUUGUAGGUAAAAAGUAA